This is a messenger RNA of Emiliania huxleyi CCMP1516, 2421 nucleotides long. RefSeq lists its product as hypothetical. The record is from RefSeq and is a predicted model, not a curated record. Gene Ontology annotation, molecular function: serine-type endopeptidase activity. Lineage: Eukaryota; Haptophyta; Isochrysidales; Noelaerhabdaceae. Gene Ontology annotation, cellular component: membrane. The coding region runs from base 1 to 2421 and encodes 806 amino acids. The transcript has 2 exons. Gene Ontology annotation, biological process: protein processing.
AUGCUGCCCACCCUCGCGCUCCUGCUCCUGCUGUGCCAUGCGGCCAGCGCCGCGCCGGCGCCGUACAAUGCCACCGCGGCUGGAGCGCCCCGGCUCUACAGCGAGACGUGUGUGUGCCCAUCAAGUGCGCCAGAGUGCAAGGCGGAGGGCUUUGGGUUUGUUGGGACCAAGAAGUGCUUCCAGCCGCACGACAUCUUUGGUACGAGCGGGGUCGAGUGCACGAGGGACGAUGGCACGGCGAUGGCGUGCACCCACUCCCGCGAUGAGGCGUGCCACUGGUCCUGCGACUCCACUGCGAUUGGCAACGGCAUCUGCAACCAGGCCUGCAGCACCGCGGCCUGCCUCAAGGACGGAGGUGACUGCGGUGAGAGCGACCCGUAUACGUGCUCCGGCUGCACCGCCCUCGGCUACAAGUGGUGCCCCACAGCUGCACUCUGCGCCAAGUACACCGAGACGGUCACUGCGCGGCACGGUGACCGUGAGCUUUGCCCCGAGGACGCGUGGGUCGACGCCUGCGACGCCAAGUACGACACCCUGUCGGACCCGCUGUACGAGCCGAACCAGUGGGUCUUUGAUCUCGUCCGCGUGGAGCCCGUCUGGGCCCAGGGCAUAACCGGCGAGGGGGUCACCAUCAACAUCAACGACCUCGGGCCCUUCCACGAACAUCCAGACUUUGCAAGCAAGUACGACGAGGCCGCGUCGUGCCCCGGAUCGGAGUACAACAUGGGUGACCACGGGACGACGACGGCGGCGAUCGCGCUUGCGUCCGCCAACGACGAGUGCUCCCGCGGCAUCGCGUACGGCGCUGGCCUCUCAAAGUGCAGCUUCCGCACAAACUCGAACGAGGAGAACCUGCUCUUCGCCUUCAGCGACUAUGCGCUGCAGACCAACGCGGUGUCGUCAAACUCGUGGGGGAUCCCGCCCUGCCUGUCGCACGAGCUGCUCCGGCAGAACAAGAUGGCUUGCCCCUUCCGGCCGGUCGCAGCGACCAGCCCCGACCCGCGUUUCCCGUCGCCGUGCGAAGUCUGCACGAGCUGGGUGCCCGGCUCUUGCGACUCGCGCAUCCAACGCUACUGCAGCCACCCUUCCAAUUACGAGACGGAUCCGGAGUGCGCCGCGUGGACUCACCUGUGGAUGCAAUGCAGCUUCCAGCACCUCGACCCGACGACGGUCACCUACUUCAUGCGGGGAGUGCACACGGGCCGCGGAGGCCUGGGCACGGUCUACGUCUUUGCUGCCGGCAACGGCCACGGCGGAGGCGACGACAUCAACCAGAUGGGAUAUCAGCACGACCGGUUUACGAUCACGACCGGCGCGACCGACAAGUUUGGCCGCCACAGCUACUACUCGACGACGGGGGCGUCGCUCUUUAUCAGCGCUCCUGGCGGCGAUGCUUACGACCACGCAAAUAACUGGAUGGUGGCGGCGAACGGCGGCGGCUGCGCGGCCCAGGGGCAAGGGACGUCGUACGCGUGUCCCGUCGUGUCGGGCGUCGUGGCGCUUAUGCUCGAGGCGGCACCGCAGCUCACGUACCGCGACGUUCAGGGUAUCCUCGCCCAGACGUCCUACAUGACGGAUCCGGACGACGAGGGCUGGACCACGAAUGAGGCGGGCUACCACCACAAUGUCAAGUACGGAUUUGGGAUGGUGGACGCGCAGGCGGCGGUGGAGGCAGCACAGUCGUGGGAACCGUGGGGGCCGGAGGUGCUCAUUGAGGCGCACGGGAUGUCCAAGUUCCGCCUCCCCCUGACCACGGCGGGCUGCGUCUGCAAGCAGACCUGGAGCAAGACCGACCUGCCUGAUUCGCCGGUGGACAACUUUUGCGGUCGCCCCGAUGGCAGCGCAGAAGAGUGGUGCUACGUGACGGAUGCGGCCUGCCAGGGCGAGAGCUGGGGCUACUGUGCGCAACCGGCGCCUGCGUCCACCGUCGUCCCUCACGACGGCACAACCCUGGUCCACACACUCGAGGUUGGCACUACGGGUGGCUUCUUCACCGAGUGGAUCGAGGUUUAUUUGUACCUCGACCACACCUCGCGGGGCGACCUGCAGGUGGAGCUCAUGUCGCCGUCGGGGACCAAUUCCGUCCUGAUGCCCGCGCCGCGGCCGGAGGACUCCAACCCGGCACCGACCGAGUGCUCGCCGUCGACCGACUCGUGCGCGACUCGCAACGACGGCAUCUGCGACAACCCGACCUCGUGCGCGUGCGACUACAACGACUGCAGCGCGGCGGGUUGGAUCGGUUCGGACGGAGCGCCGUCGCUCCGGCACCCGACAUUCAACUGGAAGAUGACGACGGUGCGGUCCUGGGGAGAGGACCCGGCCGGCACUUGGACGCUCGCAAUCAAGGACACACAGGUUGGCUCGGCGCACGGCCCCGACUCGCAGCUCUACAGCUGGGAUCUGCACAUCUUUGGCCAUUGA